Messenger RNA from Galeopterus variegatus (Sunda flying lemur), 851 nucleotides. Its product is annotated as kinectin-like. The transcript has 8 exons. NCBI's taxonomy places the organism in Eukaryota, Metazoa, Chordata, Mammalia, Dermoptera, Cynocephalidae. Gene Ontology annotation, biological process: microtubule-based movement. Gene Ontology annotation, molecular function: kinesin binding. The record is from RefSeq and is a predicted model, not a curated record. The annotation marks the transcript as partial.
AUUUACAGAGUAAAUUUGUGGCCAAAGAAAAUGAAGUACAGAGUCUGCAUAGUAAGCUUACAGAUACCUUGGUAUCAAAACAACAGUUGGAGCAAAGACUAAUGCAGUUAAUGGAAUCGGAGCAAAAAAGAAUAAACAAAGAAGAGUCUCUACAAAUGCAAGUUCAGGAUAUUUUGGAGCAGAAUGAGGCAUUGAAAGCUCAAAUUCAACAAUUCCAUUCCCAGAUAGCAGCCCAGACCUCCGCUUCAGUUCUAGCAGAAGAAUUACAUAAAGUAAUUGCAGAAAAGGAUAAGCAGAUAAAACAGACUGAAGAUUCUUUAGCAAAUGAACACGAUCAUUUAACAAGUAAAGAGGAGGAACUUAAGGAUAUACAGAAUAUGAAUUUCUUAUUAAAAGCUGAAGUGCAAAAAUUACAGGCCCUGGCAAAUGAACAGGCUGCUGCUGCCCAUGAAGUAGAGAAGAUGCAAAAAAGCAUUCAUGUUAAGGAUGAUAAAAUAAGAUUGCUUGAAGAGCAGCUACAAUGUGAAAUUUCAAGGAAAAUGGAAGAAUUUAAGAUUCUAAAUGACCAAAAUAAAGCAUUAAAAUUAGAAGUUCAGAAGCUACAGACUGUUGUUUCUGAACAGGUAAGGCUUUUCAUGAAUUACGAGGUAGAAAUAUCCAGUAUAUAACAUCUGGUUCUUCUUAAUUAGUAACCAAUUCACUAGUUGAGAAAUUUUGCUUAAGCUUAAAUGUCCCUUAAUUGCAUUUCUGUUUAUCUUGUGCUUAUCAAAUAUCUAAGGAAAAUACAGUUUUUCUUCCCUGAAAUGAAGCUAAUGCUAAUCUGUUCAUAGGCACUCCCUCCCCCCUUAUCC